Sorex fumeus (smoky shrew) is the source of this 1062-nucleotide messenger RNA. RefSeq names its product intelectin-1a-like. Bases 1 to 1062 code for a protein of 353 amino acids. Gene Ontology annotation, molecular function: oligosaccharide binding. The record is from RefSeq and is a predicted model, not a curated record. NCBI's taxonomy places the organism in Eukaryota, Metazoa, Chordata, Mammalia, Eulipotyphla, Soricidae. The transcript has 9 exons.
AUGCCAACGAGUUGGGAGGCAGAAGUGGAGAAGGAGAAGAAGGAGGGAAUUAAGAGAGUCACAAUAUUUGCUCUGACAGGAGUGGUCAGCGCUGACCAGGUGCUGGGGCUGUGCCGGCAGAGGCCCAUGUCCCUGCACGGCUGCCUGCUGUUCCUCUCUGUGGCCACCUUGGCCGGGGGUGCAGGAGCAGCCCUGACUCCAAACGUGACUGAGAAUAGGCAUGCGAGUUUGCCACGGAGCUGCAAGGAAAUUCUGAAGAAGCAUCCUGGAGCCAAAGAUGGCCUGUACUUACUCCGCACUUUGGACGGGGUCGUCUACCAGACCUUCUGCGACAUGACUGUGGACGGCGGCGGCUGGACCCUGGUGGCCAGCGUGCAUGAGAACCACAUGGCUGGGAAGUGCACUGCGGGGGACCGCUGGUCCAGCCAGCAGGGCAACCGGGCAGACUACCCCAAGGGGGACGACAACUGGGCCAAUUACAACACCUUUGGGUCUGCAGUCGCAGCCACCAGCGACGACUACAAGAACCACGGCUACUACGACAUCCAGGCGCAGGACCUGGCUAUCUGGCAUGUCGAAAACAAGACCCCACUGAGGUCCUGGAGGGAAAGAUCCCUGCUGAGGUACUUCACCUACUCGGGCUUCUUAAGGAGACUCGGACACAAUCUGUUUGGCCUCUACAAGAAAUACCCCGUCCAGUACAACAUCGGCAGGUGUUGGCACGACAACGGCCCCGCCAUCCCCGUGGACUAUGACUAUGGGAGUCCCGAGAAAACCGCCUCCUACUACUCCCCUAUUGGUCAAAGGGAAUUUGAUGCUGGAUAUAUCCAAUUCCGGGUGUUUAAUAACGAGAGAGCAGCCAACGCCCUGUGUGCGGGGAUGAGAGUUACCGGGUGCAACACGGAAAUCCACUGCAUCGGAGGAGGGGGCUUCUUCCCAGAGGGCAACCCCAGGCAGUGCGGGGACUUCUCCGCCUUUGACUGGAACGGAUACGGAACUCACACCGGAGGCAGCAGUAGCCGCGCCAUCACCGAGGCGGCCGUGCUGCUCUUCUACCGCUGA